ACAAAAUGGCUUCCAAACGUGGAUGCAUGUGCACUGAAUAUUUUUUAAAGAAUAUUUCAGAUUUACUCGUUGCAGGAUAGAAAAUGAUGACCAUGUCUCUUUGAUUAUGCAGAAGAAUUGAGUAGUGGGCAUAGAAGCCCAUUUUUGACGCGAGUAGCGCAUCGUAAGCACGCUUUGUCGCACUCAGUUUUGUUAAAUCAUGUCGCAGGCGACGAAGAGAAAGCACGUUGCGAAAGAAGUGCUGGACGAUUACGUUGUUCCAGACCCAAAUCAACAGAUUGUUAAGAUAUUAGGUGGACGUGGAAACAACCUUCAUGAAGUGGAAACUUCUGAUGGCACAAAAUUUCUUGUCAGUAUGCCAUCAAAAUUCAGAAAGAGUGUAUGGAUUAAAAGAGGAGAUUUUGUUAUUGUGGACCCCAUAGAAGAGGGAAACAAAGUGUGUGCUGAGAUUGUUCAUAUUCUGUACAGCAAACAAAUCAAAUAUCUGAAAAAUGAAGGACUGUGGCCUUCAGCAUUUGCAGACAAAGCUUCAACUGAUGAAAAAUCAGAUGACAAACAAGUAAACAGCAAUGUCUGUGAACAGAAUAUUAAUGGCAUUAGUGAGGAUGAUGAGGAUGAUGAUGAAGAAGAUGAUGAUGAUGAUGAUGAUCUAUUUGUUAAUCCCAACCAUCAGAGAACAACAUAUUAUGUUGAAUCAGACUCAAGUGAUACAAGUGACAACGGAACCAUGAUAUCUGUGAUCUGUCUUGGAAAUGCUAUUGUCCAUUUCCUGAGAAAGACUGGUCUGGUGUGAACAAUUUGUGAAACAAAAUUGUUAGAAAUAAAUUAUGGUAGUUAAAGGUACAUACACACAGAGAUCUAAACAAAUCUAUGAAUUCAACAAUUUUAUUGUGAAAGAAUCAAAGGGCACAUUAAUGAGACGUUGUGGGUUUUAUUUUAAAUUAAUUUGUAUGAUCUCUUCCUGUUACAAAUGGCAACAUUCUUUCAUUUCUUUUUGAAGUGUGGAACCACAUGUAUUUCGUGUCAUCAACAAAUUAAUAUUUCAAACUGUUGAAUGGAACAUUGCAGAGGAUUGGGUAGACUAAGGGUCACCAAAUUGAUUCUAGGGCUGAAGGGUUUAGGAAUUUGCAAAUUGAAGAAUUUCAUCAAAAGUGGGUGCAAAAAAGAGUCAAAAGCUAAGCAAAAUAGAGAGAACCUUUCUUGCAUGUAGCUGCUUCCAUGUCUAACAUCAUUGGGUAUAUUGACAGCUGGUUAGAAAACUCAGAGACAAGUUUGUACCAUAGAUUUUUUUUGUCCAACCAAAUUUCUUCAAAUUGUCUGCAAUGUAUAUUUACAGUAUCAGCCAAAUUAUUUUAGAACUGCAAAUAUGGUUGCUGAUUUAAUCACAUU
Molecule: messenger RNA, 1389 nt
Organism: Pocillopora verrucosa
Lineage: Eukaryota; Metazoa; Cnidaria; Anthozoa; Scleractinia; Pocilloporidae
Product: probable RNA-binding protein EIF1AD
Biological process (GO): translational initiation
Cellular component (GO): nucleus
Molecular function (GO): RNA binding; translation initiation factor activity
Source: RefSeq, a predicted model, not a curated record